AUGGAUUCUCAAGAAAUUUUGCUUAAGAAUCUUGUUAUGAAGGUCAAACAAGAAUUGUUUUCACCCGAUGUUGAUCUUGUUUCUCUUGUUCCUCCUUCUCCUUAUGACAUUGCGUGGCUGUCGAUGAUUCCGAAUCCUCAUCGAGGAUCGGAUGAACCCUUGUUCAAGGGAUGCUUGGAUUGGGUUCUCCAACACCAAACCACAAGAGGCUUUUGGGGAGAUAAUGACCAUUUUCCAACCCUGGAGUCCCUCACUUCAACUCUUGCUUGCAUUGUUGCACUUGCCACAUGGGAUGUUGGCCAUGAUGCCGCUCAGAAAGGGCUGGCAUUCAUCCAUGCAAGUACAGAGAAGCUACUGGAAGAGCAAAACAAUUCUUUUCCUGAGUGGUUUGUGAUUGUUUUCCCAGCAAUGGUGGAGCUUGCAGAGAACAAAGGACUGCAUGUUCAUUUUUCUCCUGGUUCAACAGCGCUGGUAGAACAAGUCUUCCAAAAGAGAUCAAAAAUAUUCCAAAUGCAUAGGCUGGUGCCAAUUAGUGAUCAGCAACAGUAUUGUUCACUAGAACUCAUGCAAUACCUGGAAGCUUUGCCUGAAGCAUAUGAUAUUAACCUCAAUGAGACUCUACUGCUAUGCCAAAGCGAGGAAGAUGGGCUGUUAAUCCAAUCCCCAUCAGCUAUUGCAUAUGCUUUUAUGAAGACAGGGCGUAAAGAAUUUUUGUCCAAAUUGAAUUCUAUUGUCCGAAGAUGUGGGUUCUCAGUUCCUGCGAUCUACCCCAUGGAUGAAGACAUUCUAAGGGUUUGUCUUGUUAAUCGGAUUGAGAGGCUGGGACUGGCAGAGCAUUUCAUGGUGGAGAUAACAAGGAAGUUCUGCUGGUUCCUUCGUGAUGAAGAUAUAAUGGUGUACAUAGAAGAGCACCAUGAAAUUUUUCUGAGUGCCAUAUAUAAUGUAUACAGGGCAACUGAUGUGACCUUUACAGGAGAAAGUCAGCUUGAGGAUGUUAAAAAAUUCUGUAAAAGAAUACUAGAAAAGGAUACAUUAAAAGAUUCUAAGAAUUUGCACGACCAGAUUAAGCAUGAAAUUAGUAUUCCAUGGCUUGCUCGGUUGGAUCAUCUGGAGCACAGGAAGUUCAUUGAGAUGAAAGAGCCUGUUGGUCCAUGGAUAGGAAAAGGCUUAUCCUGCAGAUUAUCAUGUCAAACCAAUGCCAUGCUACUACAACUUGCCAUGGAGAAUUACACACUACGGCAGUCCAUGUUCAGAAAUGAAUUAAGGGAAUUAGAAAGGUGGUCAAAGGACAUCGGUCUUGUUGACAUGGGGUUUGCUCGACAGAAAACCGCGUACUGUUAUUUUGCCGUUGCUUCAACAGCAUCACAUUCUUCCCUGUCAUAUGUACGGCUCGCAGUUGUGAAAGCUGCAGUCCUUGUUACAGUUGCUGAUGAUUUUUUUGACAAGGAAGGUUCGAUGAAUGAAUUGGAAGCUCUUGCCAAUGCCGUCGCUAGAUGGCAGGAAAAAGAACUGGAUGGACAUGGAAAAGCUAUAUUCAAGGCUCUAAAAGACUUUGUUGAUGACAUUUCUUGGCAAUUCUUCAAACAAAAUGGAUAUGAUAUAAAGAGUUAUCUUCAGGAUCUAUGGCAUCAAACAUUUGUAAGCUGGUUAAAGGAAGCAGAAUGGAGUAGAAAUGGGCAUCCCUUGUCAAUUGUUGAGUACCUCCAAGUAGCCAAAAGCUCUAUUGCUUCACAUACUAUUCUUCUUACAGCUGCUCUUCUGCUUAAUACACCUCCAAAAUCAGAGACCCUCAAGUCCCCUCAAAGUCAUCCACUUACAAAUUCACUUAUGCUUUUGACACGGCUAUUGAACGAAAUUCAAAGCUAUCAGAAGGAGCAAGAGGAGGGGAAGCCAAACCUUGUUCUGCUACACAUGAAGGGAAAUCCCAAAUUGGGGGCUGAAGAGUCAAUUGGGAUUAUACAGAAGAUAUUGGAUGAAAAGAAGAAGGAGUUUCUAGAACAGGCUCUGGGGAAUAAGGGCAUCAACGGUGAUGAUAUGCCAGAGGCAUGCAAAGAACUCCACCUCUCCUGCCUCAAAGCCUUUCAGAUGUUUUUCAAUUCAACAAAUGUAUAUGACUCCCCAACAGAAUUGCUUGCUGACAUCAACAAAGCAAUUUAUGAUCCCUUGAAAAUGGAUGCACAAGGAAUAUUAAAGAAGGAUAAAACUAAAAGCUUGGCUAGCUAUGGAAAAUCCCAGACUACUUGUGUACUGAAAGUCCAAGGGAACUCAAAGAAAGAAUUUGUGGCCAAACCUUACUUUGGAUAUGAGGUAUUGGCACUUCAGCUGAGAAAACCAACUAUUUUUUCGACAUUCCAGAAUUCCAAGGUUUGCAUCUAUUCCGGCUACUGGGGUUAA
Malus domestica (apple) is the source of this 2394-nucleotide messenger RNA. RefSeq names its product S-linalool synthase-like. The record is from RefSeq and is a predicted model, not a curated record. Gene Ontology annotation, molecular function: terpene synthase activity; magnesium ion binding. Lineage: Eukaryota; Viridiplantae; Streptophyta; Magnoliopsida; Rosales; Rosaceae. Gene Ontology annotation, biological process: diterpenoid biosynthetic process.